AUGCUUACGUUGGUCGCUUUCAGCUUGGCCACAUCUGCUUACAUGGCUACACCUGCUUACAUGGCCACACCUGCUUACAUGGCUACACCUGCUUACAUGGCUACACCUGCUUAUAUGGCCACACCUGCUUACAUGGCCACACCUGCUUACAUGGCUACACCUGCUUAUAUGGUCACACCUGCUUACAUGGUCACACCUGCUUAUAUGGCCACACCUGCUUAUAUGGCCACACCUGCUUACAUGGCCACACCUGCUUACAUGGCCACACCUGCUUAUAUGGCUACACCUGCUUACAUGGCCACACCUGCUUAUAUGGCCACACCUGCUUAUAUGGCCACACCUGCUUACAUGGCCACAUCUGCUUAUAUGUCCACACCUGCUUACAUGGCCACACCUGCUUACAUGGCCGCACCUGCUUAUAUGGCUACACCUGCUUACAUGGCCACACCUGCUUACAUGGCUACACCUGCUUACAUGGCUACACCUGCUUAUAUGGCCAUAUCUGCUUAUAUGGCCACAUCUGCUUACAUGGCCACACCUGCUUACAUGGCCGCACCUGCUUUCACGACUACACCUGCUUACAUGGCCACACACCUCCUUACACGGCCACACCUGCUUGCAACGUAUUUAUUGCAGAAUCAGUUGCUGUUGGUGAUAAUAGAUCAUCUGACAUAA
Molecule: messenger RNA, 675 nt
Organism: Procambarus clarkii (red swamp crayfish)
Lineage: Eukaryota; Metazoa; Arthropoda; Malacostraca; Decapoda; Cambaridae
Source: RefSeq, a predicted model, not a curated record